Messenger RNA from Penaeus monodon (black tiger shrimp), 1684 nucleotides. RefSeq names its product protein twist-like (gene Fer2). The record is from RefSeq and is a predicted model, not a curated record. Lineage: Eukaryota; Metazoa; Arthropoda; Malacostraca; Decapoda; Penaeidae. Gene Ontology annotation, biological process: developmental process; regulation of transcription by RNA polymerase II. Gene Ontology annotation, molecular function: RNA polymerase II transcription regulatory region sequence-specific DNA binding; protein dimerization activity; DNA-binding transcription factor activity, RNA polymerase II-specific.
UGGUGGCCGCCUCGGCCCUCCAGGAUCCUCGGCGGUGCAGCAGUCGGGCGGGAAAUAGAUUUGCCGGUAUACAUCAACGCCAUUAGGAGCGCUGUCAAUUUCAGGGGCGCGAGGCCCUGUGGCGGAGGCAGAAUUUCAAUUUUUAGCCUGUGAGCGUCAGACCUCGGUGACAGAGGACAAAAAGUUGAGGCUGAGAGGCAGAAUGGCAGAGGCUCUGGGCGGACCCGCUGCUCCAGUCCCGCCUCAGGUCGGCUGUGGUCAGGUCACGCCGCCCUUUAGCGAGUUCUUCACGCCCCUGCCGCAGAGUCACUCGCCGCCCGCCCACUACGCCCGCGCCUACGGCCAGCACCAGCACUCGCAGCCGCCGCCGCCGCUGCAGGCCCGGGCCGAGCUCGGAAGCAGCAGUCCUCCCAACAGCGCCAAUGUAGGGAGCUGCCUGACUCAGCUGGGUCAGGUGGUGAGCCAGGUGGCGAGCGGUCCGAACCACCUCGCGGAUUACAGCGCCGUGACCUACUCGUCUUCGGUGGGCGCGACCCUGCCAGGCACAGGAACCCGGAGGAUACUGCGAGGACGAGGAGCUCCCCUCCUGCGCCUACGCCCACCCGCAUCUCCACGGACUCCCGUUCCUCGUUCAUGGUGACGAAGGUGACGAUGCUUAUUACCCCGCCGGCUCACCUUACCGGGUCCAGCGCCACGCAGCUAACAUUAGGGAGAGGAAGAGGAUGCUAAGCAGUAUAAACUCAGCGUUCGAGGAGCUGAGGACACGCGUGCCGACCUUCCCCUACGAGAAACGCCUCAGCAAGAUCGACACCCUCCGUCUGGCCAUCGCUUACAUCGCCCUCCUUCGGGAACUGCUCACCUCCGAGCUCGACCCCCUCACGCACAUCGAGAAGGGCCUGAGGGGGGAGCUGCCCUCGGAUCAGUGCCACAUGUGGAACACGAGCGACCUGACCGCCCGCUUGUCGUGGAUCAACUGGGAGAACCUCGGCGUCAGUCCCACGCGGCGGUCUGUUCUGUCCUCGCUCGCCCUCACCGCCGACGCCAUCAACAACUGAUCGCAGUGACGGGGCCUCCGGGGACACCGCUGUACGUCCGGCGGGGGUCGGCAGUGGGGCUAAAGCCGGUGCUCUCUGGGAUUAUUUCUCUAUUGAGAUGGUGUUCAGGUGUGCUGCAGACGCGCUGGUCCUCUGUGGGGGUAUAUUAUUUCUCUUUGGGAGUGUAUUUUAGGUGUUCUGGAGUCGGUGGGACGCGUUGGCAUUACCGUAACACGGAUGCGAUUUUUAUGCAUUGGCUACGACUCGGCAGAAUGAUAAAGUAUACCUUGUUCAGUUAUUUUACUGUCACUGGCGUAUUUAAUUUAUUUACCAUAUAUAUAUUUUGUGAUAUGAGUUCUGAUAUGGGCUAACAUUAAAGCCCUAUUGUCGACCUCUGCUAAAAGAGAAAAAGGUUUUGUGUUUGAAGUGCAUUUAAAGAUGUCCAGAAGAAGAUGAAAAAUAUAAUUGAGUAUGCAUUAGAUGAUUAUUAGAGAUAUGGAAGUAUAAAAAAUGAAAAUUUGUUUUAGUGAUUUGGAAAGUGACUGAAAAUAAUCUCAGAUUUUCGAGUAUUUCCGCGCGUGAGUGAUGGGUUAAGUUGAUGCAUUACGACUACUCAGAAAAUGGAAGCGAUUAUAAAACACAAAUAAUUG